Molecule: messenger RNA, 222 nt
Organism: Penicillium taxi
Lineage: Eukaryota; Fungi; Ascomycota; Eurotiomycetes; Eurotiales; Aspergillaceae
Exons: 1
Coding region: 1-222 (73 amino acids)
Source: RefSeq, a predicted model, not a curated record
AUGCCCAAUUCGCCACGGACUUCCCGGAACAUUGGGAAUCGGUGUACGGAGUCAAGCUGGAUCGGAUUCAUAGUUUACGUGAACAUCGUGGCGUUGAAGAAUCGGGUCUGGAUUCAGCUGAAUGAUCUUUGUGAUGCGCUGGCAUCCAAGAUAACAGAUUUUGAAGCUCUGAAUCUUGCAUCUACGAAAUACGAGAUUCAGGAUUGGGAGAGUAUGGCUUAG